CUUCAUGAACAAAGCGAUCUCCUGCAAUCUUUGUCAUUCUUGUGACUUCCAUUCACGAAUGAUCCUGUAAAGGCAUCCAUCUGAAAAUUCCUCACCUUCACUUUGUUGUUUGUUUUGAUUCGACGCGUGGAUUCAAUUUGUGAAUAUUGUAUCAAAGUAUUUUAAUUUUCAUUUAACGAGACACUUUUUCAAAUACUGGUUUUACAUACAUGAUUAUGAAUUCUUUGAUGCAGAGAAUAUCAGCCAGCUUCUUAUCAAGUGUCCUGCCAUCUUUAGAAUUUUUUAGCAAAAGGACGGGAUGCUCUCUGGCAAGGAUGCAUCGAACUGGUCCAAUAAUUAAACACCGACCUAAUAAAAAUCCUCUUGGUUUUGGCAUACCAUUUGCAAAAGGUGUUGUUUUAAAAACUCUAAUUAAAAAGCCUAAGAAGCCUAAUUCUGCAAAUCGUAAAUGUGUUUUAGUUCGAUUAUCAACUGGAAAAGAAAUGGUAGCGUAUGUUCCUGGUAUUGGACAUAAUCUUCAGGAACACAAUAUAGUUCUUGUUAAACCUGGGAGACUUCAAGAUGUUCCUGGAGUGAAACUUGAAUGUGUGAGGGGAAAGUUUGAUUUGGGACAUGUUAUUAAAAAAUAGUUUGAAUAGCUCUAUGUAUUUAUUUUAUAAGCAAUAAAAUUAAUUUAUAGUAUUGAUGAAUCAUA
Molecule: messenger RNA, 694 nt
Organism: Nezara viridula (southern green stink bug)
Lineage: Eukaryota; Metazoa; Arthropoda; Insecta; Hemiptera; Pentatomidae
Source: the annotation of a GenBank genome assembly